AUGAGAACUCUACUACCCCACCGGUAUAGUUGCGUGACGUCACCGUUUGUCAUCUCCACCGCUUCUCCGCCGUUUCCUCGCCGGUGCUGUAGAUUAUCUUCGUCAUCGCACUUUUCUCCUCCACAGCAUAGGGGUAUCUCUUCUCUCUCGAUCAGAAACGUUUCGCAUGAAUCCGCCGAUCAGACUUCUCCUUCUUCUAGGCCGAGAACACUUUUUCCUGGUGGUUACAAGCGUCCCGAACUCGCUGUUCCCGGUCUUCUUCUCCGGCUAGAUGCGGAUGAGGUUAUGAGUGGGAAUCGUGACGCGACUCUUGAUUUGAUCGACCGUGCGUUAGCCAAUUCAUCGGUACAAAUCGUUGUGCUCGAUGGCGGAGUUACCGCCGGUAAGCUAUACGAGGCCGCAUGCUUGCUGAAAUCACUUGUCAAAGGCCGUGCUUAUCUCCUGAUUGCUGAACGCGUUGAUAUCGCCACCGCUGUUGGUGCCACUGGUGUUGCUCUCUCCGAUGAAGGUCUUCCGGCGAUAGUGGCAAGAAACACCUUGAUGGGUUCCAAUUCCGAUACGGUAGUUCUGCCUUUGGUAGCUAGGAUUGUGAAGGAUGUUGAUUCUGCUCUAAGUGCCUCUAGCUCAGAGGGUGCCGAUUUCCUUAUACUUGAAUCUGGUGAAGAUAAACAAGUGGGUUUAUUGGCAGAUUCUUUGUUGAAGAGCGUGAAAAUACCGAUUUUUGUGGCUUGCAGAAACAAAGGAGAAGCUAAAGAAGAAGAAUUUCAGUCGCUGAAAUCAGGCGCUUCUGGUUUUGUGAUUUCGUUGAGAGAUCUGCGUUCUUCUAGGGAUGUUGCUCUUCGCCAGUGUCUUGAUGGAGCUUAUGGCCUGAGUCACGAAAAACCAUUGGUUGAGGCUAGUGACCUGCUGGAGAGAAAGAACUCUGCUGGUUUCACAAAAUUAGAGGAUAGACAGAAACAGAUAAUAGAAAUGGAGAAAUCAGUGCUGAAGGAGACGAUUGAAAUUAUCCAGAAGGCGGCUCCACUGAUGGAGGAAGUCUCCCUUCUGAUUGAUGCAGUUUCCCGGAUUGAUGAGCCCUUUUUAAUGGUUAUAGUGGGGGAAUUUAACUCUGGGAAAUCAACGGUUAUCAAUGCACUUCUUGGGAAGAGAUAUCUCAAAGAGGGGGUAGUCCCCACUACCAAUGAAAUCACUUUCCUGUGCUACUCUGACUUGGAAUCUGAAGAGCAACAACGUUGCCAAAGGCAUCCUGACGGCCAGUUCGUCUGCUAUCUUCCUGCACCGAUACUCAAGGAAAUUAAUAUCGUUGACACACCUGGGACGAAUGUGAUUCUUCAAAGGCAACAACGUCUUACAGAAGAGUUUGUUCCACGUGCAGAUCUGCUUGUUUUCGUCCUUUCCGCUGACCGUCCUUUAACAGAAAGUGAGGUUGCUUUUCUCCGGUAUACCCAGCAGUGGAAAAAGAAAUUCGUGUUUAUUCUUAACAAAUCUGAUAUCUACCGUGAUGCUCGUGAGCUUGAGGAAGCUAUCUCAUUUGUUAAGGAGAAUACGCAAAAGUUGCUUAAUACAGAAAAUGUGAUCUUGUAUCCGGUGUCUGCACGGUCUGCUCUUGAGGCGAAGCUUUCGACAGCAUCUUUGAUAGGCAGAGAUGAUCUAAGGGUCUCUCCUGAUUCUAAUUGGAGAAUCCAGAGCUUCAAUGAACUUGAGAAAUUUCUUUACAGCUUCUUAGAUAGCUCAACUGCUACCGGGAUGGAGAGAAUAAGGCUUAAGUUGGAGACACCGAUUGCAAUUGCAGAGCGUCUCCUUUCUUCUGUGGAAUCUCUUGUGAGACAAGAUUGCAUAGCUGCUAGGGAAGAUUUGGCUUCAGCAGACAAGAUUAUUAAUCGUACUAAAGAAUACGCGCUUAAGAUGGAAUAUGAGAGCAUUUCUUGGAGAAGGCAGGCACUUUCGUUGAUUGAUAAUGCCAGAUUACAAGUCGUUGAUCUCAUAGGAACUACCCUGCGACUAUCAAGUCCCGAUCUUGCGAUCUCUUACGUGUUUAAAGGGGGAAACUCGGCCUCAGUAGCAGCUACAUCCAAAGUUCGUGGUGAAAUACUCGCUCCAGCACUAUCAAAUGCGCAAGAAUUGCUUGGUAAAUAUGCUGAGUGGCUACAAUCGAAUACUGCCCGUGAAGGGAGUCUGUCCCUGAAAUCAUUUGAAAGCAAAUGGCCAAAAUAUGUCAAUUCAAAAACUCAGUUGGGCAUAGACACAUAUGACUUGCUUCGGAAAACUGAUAAACUGAGCUUGAAAACGAUACAGAACUUGAGUCCCGGAACCACAUCAGAACGAUUGGAACAAGAUAUUCGAGAAGUGUUCUUUGUGACAGUUGGUGGGCUUGGAGCUGCAGGACUAUCUGCAUCACUUCUAACCUCAGUGCUACCCACCACAUUGGAAGAUCUUCUUGCCCUUGGCCUUUGCUCUGCUGGAGGGUAUGUGGCUGUAGCAAACUUCCCAUACCGUAGGCAAGCUAUAAUUGGUAAGGUGAAUAAAGUGGCUGAUGCGUUGGCUCAACAGCUCGAAGAUGCUAUGCAAAAGGAUCUCUCAGAUGCGACAAAUAAUUUAGCAAACUUUGUGAAUAUUGUUGCCAAACCUUACCGAGAAGAAGCUCAGCUAAGACUCGAUCGUCUUUUAGGCAUCGAGAAAGAAGUAUCAGACAUUAGAAGUAGAUUACAUUUGCUGGAAGUUGAAAUUGAUAACAUUCAUGUAUCACGAGACCAGAUGAAACUUUAG
Molecule: messenger RNA, 2766 nt
Organism: Microthlaspi erraticum
Lineage: Eukaryota; Viridiplantae; Streptophyta; Magnoliopsida; Brassicales; Brassicaceae
Source: the annotation of a GenBank genome assembly